AUGGAUAACGCAGAUUUAGAAAAUUUAAUUUAUGAUUUAGUACUUAAUCAAAAUUUUCUUAAUUAUUAUGAAUUAAAAUCAUAUCUCCAAAAACAUAAUAAAAAUAUAACAGGUGAUGAUAUGGAUUAUUAUUAUCCGUAUUAUAAAAAUGAAAUUUUGAAAUAUCAUGAUAAAAUAAUUUCUAAAAUUAAAGACAAAAUUAAAAAUAAUGAAUAUACAAAGGGAAAAACUAAAUCACAACUUAAACAAUUGAAAGAUUUCAAAAAUAAAGUAUUAACAGAAGAAGAUAUUGAUGAAUUAUAUAAAUUAUAUAAUCCUGAGCCGCAACAGCUAAAGGAACAAAAACAAAAGGUGCAAAACGCCCAGGUCCUUCAGACCAUAAAUGAUGCACAAGCUUUAAUUUAUGAUUCAUUAGUUAAACCAUAUUCAGCCCGACUUUUAAAUGAAGAUCAACUUUUGGAAUUCAUCCUUCAACAUAAACUCGAAGCGGGAAAGUAUAUCAAACCUUUAUAUACAGCAUAUUUAAAACAAAUGAAUAGAAUACAUCCAGAAUUAAUGAAGGGGGGGGAAUGA
Molecule: messenger RNA, 573 nt
Organism: Trichomonas vaginalis G3
Lineage: Eukaryota; Parabasalia; Trichomonadida; Trichomonadidae
Exons: 1
Coding region: 1-573 (190 amino acids)
Source: RefSeq, a predicted model, not a curated record